AUGGGAAAUCUUACCGAGGCUGCUCCUCUUUCCAGGCUAUCACCCAUGUACUCCGAUAACAAGAAUCCAACACAGUCGACGAGUGUAAACAGUUCAAUGAACCUGUCCAAACAAACAACGAACGAUUCGUCACGAACGCUGGUUGCAAAUGAGCACCCAGAAAAAGAACAGGAUCCUAAAGGUUCUGCAAUCUCUCGAUUUGGAAAGCGUGUCGUCGACGGAUACAACAAGAGAGCUUUGAAGACGAAUGUUCCGGUGGAGAUGCUGUAUAGAAACUACGCAUGA
This is a messenger RNA of Lentinula edodes (shiitake mushroom), 285 nucleotides long. RefSeq lists its product as uncharacterized. The transcript is spliced from 3 exons. The record is from RefSeq and is a predicted model, not a curated record. The coding region runs from base 1 to 285 and encodes 94 amino acids. NCBI's taxonomy places the organism in Eukaryota, Fungi, Basidiomycota, Agaricomycetes, Agaricales, Omphalotaceae.